AUGAUGAAGAUCAACUUUCUUAUAUUGGUGUUUGUUGUUCUAAUUAGUCUCUUGGUGGGCUCUGAAGGAGGGCAACUCACAAACAAUUUCUACAAGCAUAGCUGUGAAGAAGCUGAGACUAUUGUGAAGAAGGCCACCGAGAAACAUGUGGCCACUAACCCUGCUGUGCCCGCACGCUUGCUCAGAAUGCAUUUCCACGAUUGUUUUGUUAGAGGAUGUGAUGGUUCGGUUCUGUUGAACUCAACAAAGAAAAAUGCUGAAAAAGAUGCAGCUCCAAACCAAAGUUUGUUGGGUUUUGAUGUAAUAGAUGAUAUCAAAGCACAAGUUGAGAAGAAAUGUCCAGGAGUCGUUUCAUGCGCUGAUAUUCUAGCUUUGGCUGCAAGGGACUCUGUUUCCUACGCAUUUAAGAAAUCCAUGUGGGAAGUGCCUACGGGUAGAAGAGAUGGAAAAGUAUCAAUAAUGAGCGAAGUACAACAAAACAUUCCAGCACCCUUCUUCAACUUCACCCAACUCAAGCAAAGCUUUGCCACCAAAGGCCUUUCUGGGCAUGACCUUGUCGUAUUAUCAGGAGGACACACGAUCGGAGUGGGACACUGCACUGCGUUCAACAACAGACUAUACAACUUCACCGGAAAAGGAGACCAAGACCCUUCACUGGACAAAAACUAUGCCAAACUCUUGAAGACCAAAUGCCCUCCAAACGACCAAAACACAACUGUCCCAAUGGACCCGGGCAGUGCUGUCACCUUCGACAGCAGCUACUACGGCGUCGUGCUCAAGCACAAGGGCCUUUUCACCUCAGACGCCGCACUUCUCACGAACAAGGUCGCCCGUGACACCGUCCAGGAGUUGGUUUAUCAAAAUGAUUUCUUCGCCGAAUUCGCACUGUCCAUGAAGAAGAUGGGAGCCGUUGAGGUCCUCACCGGCACGGCUGGUGAGAUCAGGAACAAGUGUUGGGCUGUCAAUUCUUAGAACGAUAAUAUAAAUAUAUGUAUGAACAGGGAAGUCUCAAGUAUCUGAAAUCUUUGAGUGUGUGUGCAUGUUUGUUCUUCUUUUAUUAUCUUUCGAUCGAAGAAACAAACUGGAGUGUAUUUAUGGAUUUUGAUUGAUGUUGUGA
This is a messenger RNA of Humulus lupulus (European hop), 1117 nucleotides long. RefSeq names its product peroxidase 3-like. The coding region runs from base 1 to 972 and encodes 323 amino acids. Gene Ontology annotation, molecular function: peroxidase activity; heme binding. The transcript is spliced from 4 exons. Gene Ontology annotation, biological process: response to oxidative stress; hydrogen peroxide catabolic process. NCBI's taxonomy places the organism in Eukaryota, Viridiplantae, Streptophyta, Magnoliopsida, Rosales, Cannabaceae. Gene Ontology annotation, cellular component: plant-type cell wall; plasmodesma. The record is from RefSeq and is a predicted model, not a curated record.